Molecule: messenger RNA, 1949 nt
Organism: Dipodomys ordii (Ord's kangaroo rat)
Lineage: Eukaryota; Metazoa; Chordata; Mammalia; Rodentia; Heteromyidae
Gene: Slc7a3
Product: solute carrier family 7 (cationic amino acid transporter, y+ system), member 3
Exons: 12
Coding region: 90-1949 (619 amino acids)
Biological process (GO): transmembrane transport; amino acid transport
Cellular component (GO): plasma membrane
Molecular function (GO): amino acid transmembrane transporter activity
Source: RefSeq, a predicted model, not a curated record
ACCUUUCGAGGUAUUGUAAUCCCUACUUGCAUCAUUUCUACUUGCCGGUGAAAAACAGUUUGGAGCAUCCUCUUCCAUUACAAACUACAAUGAAGUGUCAGGCUCUUCGCAGAUUUGGUCAGAAGCUGAUGCGGAGACGCAUAUUGGAUCCAAGCAUGACCGAGACUCGCCUUGCCCGAUGCCUGAGCACUCUGGACUUGGUGGCCCUGGGUGUGGGCAGCACACUAGGUGCAGGCGUGUAUGUCUUGGCUGGUGGGGUCGCCAAAGAUAAAGCAGGACCUUCCAUUGUGAUCUGCUUUUUGGUGGCCGCCCUGUCCUCCUUGUUGGCAGGGCUGUGCUAUGCUGAGUUUGGUGCCCGGGUGCCCCAUUCUGGUUCUGCAUAUCUCUACAGCUAUGUCACUGUGGGUGAACUCUGGGCCUUCACUACUGGCUGGAACCUUAUCCUCUCCUAUGUCCUCGGUACAGCCAGUGUGGCCCGGGCCUGGAGUUCUACUUUUGACAACUUGGUUGGGAACUACAUCUCCCAGACAUUGAAAGGGACCAUUGCACUACAUGUGCCCAAUGUCCUUGCAGAAUAUCCAGACUUCUUUGCUAUGGGCCUUGUGUUGCUGCUUACUGGAUUGCUGGCUCUAGGGGCUAGUGAGUCUGCCCUUGUGACCAAAGUGUUCACAGGAGUGAAUCUUUUGGUUCUCGGCUUUGUCAUCAUCUCUGGCUUCAUUAAGGGAAACCUGCAAAACUGGAAACUCACAGGAGAGGACUAUGCAUUGACGAAGGCUGGACUCAAUGACACUACUAGCUUGGGCCCUCUGGGCGCUGGAGGAUUCAUGCCUUUUGGUGUUGAAGGGAUUCUUCGUGGAGCGGCUACCUGUUUCUAUGCAUUUGUUGGUUUUGACUGUAUUGCCACCACAGGAGAAGAAGCUCGGAACCCACAGCGUUCCAUCCCCAUGGGCAUCGUGAUCUCCCUCUCGGUGUGCUUUUUGGCCUAUUUUGGUGUGUCUUCAGCUCUCACCCUCCUGAUGCCUUACUAUCAGCUUCAGCCUGAAAGCCCUAUGCCUGAGGCGUUCCUCCAUGUGGGAUGGGCUCCUGCCCGUUAUCUUGUGGCUGUUGGCUCCCUCUGUGCUCUUUCUACUAGCCUCUUGGGGUCAAUGUUCCCUAUGCCUCGGGUGAUCUACGCAAUGGCCGAGGAUGGUCUUCUGUUCCAUGUCCUUGCUCGGGUCCACAGUGGUACAUACACACCCAUCUUGGCCACUGUGGUUUCUGGCAUUAUUGCAGCGUUCAUGGCAUUCCUCUUUAAACUCACCGAUCUUGUAGACCUCAUGUCAAUUGGAACCCUGCUGGCUUACUCUCUGGUAUCCAUUUGUGUUCUCAUCCUCAGAUAUCAACCAGACCAGAAGAUAAAGACAGAAGAAGAGGAAAUAGAGAUUCAGGAGGAGCAGACAAGUGAAGCAGAGAAGCUGACCCUCCAGGAUCUAUUUUGCCCAAUUAACUCUGUUCCGACUCCACUCACUGGCCAAAUUGUCUAUGUUUGUUCUUCACUGCUUGCUCUACUGCUGACUAUUCUUUGCCUGGUGCUGAAUCAGUGGACAGUUCCAUUACUUUCUGGAGAACCAGUGUGGGCCACCGUGGUUGUGCUGCUCCUGUUGCUCAUUACUGGAAUCACUGGGGUUGUCUGGAGACAGCCACAGAACCCUGCUCCUCUUCACUUUAAGGUACCUGUUGUGCCUUUCCUCCCACUAGUGAGCAUCUUUGUCAAUGUUUACCUUAUGAUGCAGAUGUCUGCUGGUACCUGGGCCCGAUUUGGGGUCUGGAUGCUGAUUGGUUUUACUAUCUACUUCGGCUAUGGGAUCCGGCACAGUGUUGAGGAGGUUAAGAGGCAGCAACCUCCACCAAAGAGCACAGCCCAGGUUAUAGACCUUGAUCUCACCAGUUCCUGUAUCCAGUCCAUUUGA